Nematostella vectensis (starlet sea anemone) is the source of this 645-nucleotide messenger RNA. RefSeq lists its product as uncharacterized. The transcript is spliced from 3 exons. NCBI's taxonomy places the organism in Eukaryota, Metazoa, Cnidaria, Anthozoa, Actiniaria, Edwardsiidae. The coding region runs from base 156 to 545 and encodes 129 amino acids. The record is from RefSeq and is a predicted model, not a curated record.
UCAAUAUAGGGUAAUGUCCGUUAGACAGCGUGAGAUAGUAAACAUGUAAAGAUGUAGAUAGUAGAUAAGAUACCAUCAAACCGCGAAUUGAAUACCCAGGGACUCGAGUUCACGGAUAAGUCCUACCAACCUUGCGCUUCUUGUUUACUUUUGAGAUGGCGUCGCUUCAGUACCUCUCCGUGUGCACUAGCCUAUUACUGCUUGUAUGUUUUCUAAAUGUCGGACGGGUGUCUUCGACGGAAGUCAAAUCUGGACAGCUGUAUCAGCUCUGUGGAGACCAGUUCCUGAGUGCUUACACACAGUGCUGUGAGAACCCGGCCGGGUGUGAGGGGAGCACGAGAAAGAGGGAGAUGAAAGAAGGCGACAAAAGCAUUCUCAGCCCUGAGACUGAAGCCAAACGAUUUCUACAGUUCUCCAUUGCACGUGAUCGAGUGCGCCGCGGUAUACUUAGUAAGCGGUCAGCGGGUGGCGGUACCAACCCUGUUGAGGAGUGUUGCUCAGAGACGUGUUCCCUGGCGGAGGUGGCCGAGUAUGACUGCGUUUAACCAGCAAACUUCACAGAGAUAUUUAUUAUAGUUUCAGGACGCAAUUGAAGUUUAGAAUGAAUUUUGUACAAAGAGACAAAUAAAUCAUUGAGUUAUGUGA